Phaeoacremonium minimum UCRPA7 is the source of this 2313-nucleotide messenger RNA. RefSeq names its product putative beta-galactosidase protein. Lineage: Eukaryota; Fungi; Ascomycota; Sordariomycetes; Togniniales; Togniniaceae. The transcript has 8 exons. The coding region runs from base 1 to 2313 and encodes 770 amino acids. Gene Ontology annotation, biological process: carbohydrate metabolic process. The record is from RefSeq and is a predicted model, not a curated record. Gene Ontology annotation, molecular function: beta-galactosidase activity. Gene Ontology annotation, cellular component: vacuole.
AUGCCACAGACAAUGAUCCUUUUCCAGCCAGAAAACGAGUACUGUGCUGCGGUCGAUCCGUAUCCAUUUCCUGACUAUGAUUACUGGGACUACGUUGUUGAUCACUUCCGUGAGCCCGGAAUUGUUGUGCCGUCUGUGAAUAACGAAGCAUGGCCGCUCGGUGCAAUCACUCCAACCACCCCAGCUAAGGUAGAUAUCUAUGGCCACGAUUCUUACCCGCUUGGAUUGGCGGCAGUCACAUCUGGCGAUCUCACCAAGCACACCAUAUACGCUCCCCGAAAAUUCGAACGAGUCCUCUACAAGAAUGUGUAUGCCGCUGGAGCGACCAUCUUUAAUAUCUACAUGACAUAUGGUGGCACAAACUGGGGCAAUCUUGGCCAUUCUGAUGGCUACACAUCCUACGACUAUGGAGCUCAAAUUGCCGAAGAUCGCUCGCUCACGCGGGAGAAAUACAGCGAGUCCAAGCUUCAAGCUAACUUCUUCCAUGUCUCGCCGGCGUUCUUGGAGACAGAUCGGUGGAACGCUUCCCUUGAGUGGACUGACACAGGUCUCAUCACCGUGACCCCCGCGACAACGAACACCACAAAGUUCUACAUCGCAAGGCACACAACAUACGACUCCCUGGAUACUACCAAGUAUCGGCUGAAAGUCCAGACUGUGCAAUUCGGAAAUCUUACUGUGCCACAAAUAGGUGACAGUCUGUCAUUAACGAGAAGAGAUUCGAAAAUCCACGUCAGUGAUUAUGCAGUUGGCAACAAGAACCUUGUAUACUCCACAGCCGAGAUCUUCACUUGGAAGCAAUAUGAGGAUAGAACUGUUCUUGUUGUCUACGGUGGUCCAGAUGAAUACCAUGAGAUAGCUCUGAAGGGCGAAGCUAGCAAUGAUAAUGAUGUUAUCGAGGGCUCAAAUGUAAAGGUUACCACCAAGACGGGGCUCACCAUCCUUGGAUGGACCGUCUCAGCUGAGCGCACGGUUGUCCGUGUCCAGAAAGAUCUUUACAUAUACUUUCUAAUCCGUAAUGAGGCGUACAAAUACUGGGUCCCUGCCACUCCUUCCGACUAUGGCACUUCAGAUGUCAUUGUCAAAGCUGGCUAUCUAGUUCGUACAGCGGAAGUGAAUGGUGGUACUCUGAGUCUUGUUGGUGAUGUGAAUGCAACUACUCCAGUCGAAGUGAUCGGUGGCGCACCAGCAAAUCUGAAGUCAUUACUAUUCAACGGCAAGCCGUUGUCAUUCAAACAAGACAAAGUCGGUGUGGUCACAGCUACAGUUGACUUCAAGAAACCUACUAUCAAGAUCCCAUGUCUGAGUUCCUUGAAAUGGAAGUAUAUCGACAGCCUUCCAGAGAUCCAGCCGGAAUACUCUGACGAAGCAUGGACUGCCGCCGAUCUGGAGAAGACCUUCAACACUCACCGACCUCUCGAUACUCCUACCAGUCUGUAUGGAGGUGAUUAUGGUUAUCACGCGGGAUCUUUGGUGUAUCGUGGCCACUUCACUAGCAAUGGCGAAGAAACAGAAUUCAACAUUACUACUCAAGGUGGGAACGCUUAUGGGACGUCUGUUUGGCUGAAUGAUCAGUUCAUUGGCUCAUGGGUCGGAAACGCCAUUACGUCAGCUUUCAAUAGUACAUUUGUGCUGCCUAAGCUGAAAGCAGGACGGGAGAAUGUGUUUACUGUGGUUGUGGAGCAUAUGGGCCUUAAUGGAAACUGGGUCGUUGGAGCAGAAGAGCAGAAGAAUCCUCGCGGCAUUCUCAACUACGAACUCGCUGGUCAUCCGAAGUCGGAUAUCUCGUGGAAGAUAACAGGAAAUCUUGGUGGAGAAGACUAUCAAGACAAAUCCCGGGGCCCACUGAACGAAGGUGGUCUUUUUAUUGAAAGACAGGGAUAUCAUCUUCCCGCGCCUCCAUCGGCAACCUGGGAGGAUAGUAAAGGUCCAACAGCCGGAAUCACUAAGCCAGGUAUUGCUUACUACGCCACUUCAUUCGAUCUGAAUUUGCCUACGGGUUACGAUAUUCCGUUGUCUUUCACGUUCUCGAACACUACGCUGAGUGCGUACCGUGCGCAGUUAUUCGUCAACGGAUACCAGUUUGGCAAGUUCGUGCAUCACGUGGGGCCACAAACGCGGUUUCCUGUCCCGGAGGGUAUUCUGAACUACCAUGGCACUAACUAUCUUGGACUUACACUCUGGGCGAUGGAAGAAGGUGGUGCCAAAUUAGAAGGCUUCAAGUUGGAGGUUGGAGUGGUCAGCACGACAGGGUUUGGCGAUGUUCAGUUGUCACCAAUGCCAAAAUGGGAAAAGCGAGACGAUGCCUAUUGA